GCGUCCUUUUCCUGAUCUCAUUACAUCUAUCAAAGGGAUUGCAUGCUACGGCCCGAGGUGCUUUAUGUAUCUUUGAGGAAUACCUUGCUUCCAUGAUGGAUGCAUCGGACCUGUGCUGAGCACAGAGCCUAGGCUAAAAAUGGGGGCACAGGAUGUCAGUGACCCCUCGAUUGACCAAAAGCUGCAGAAGAGGCAUUCCGAUUCUCACUGGGACAGCGGUGUCUCAAACAAGCCUUUUGCAGUUCCUCGUAAAGUCUUGGACCACCUGAAAGCUGCAGCUUACUCGUCCCACUACAUCAAGAUGAGGGACGGUGUCAAUAUCGCAGCAGAUUGCAUGCUCCCAAGCAGAAAGGCAGCAGGCAGUCCAGUGCCGACUGUCUUUUUCCAGACGAGGUACAUGCGGGGCAUGCGGCUGCGCUGGCCCCUCAAGAAGUUCACCAAUGGCCGCCCAGUGGACCCCAUAAACUUUGAGCUUAAGGCCGCCCUGCUCGCCGCUGGCUAUGCCGUUGUGACCAUUGACGUGCGCGGCACGGGUGCUUCCUUUGGGCAGUGGCGCAUGCCCUGGGCGCCUGCAGAGCGGGAAGAUUCCAUUCAGGUCAUUGACUGGAUCACACAGCAGAGCUGGAGCAAUGGGCAGGUGGUUUUGUCCGGAGUCUCAUAUGAAGCCACAGCGGCCCUAUUCACUCUCAGCCAGCAUCAUCCCGCUCUGAAGGGUUGCCUGGCCCAGUAUCCCUUCUGGGACCUUUUCAAUGACAUAGCCAUGCCCGGAGGCAUUGCGAACCGGAGCUUUGUCCAGGAGUGGGACUGCUUCUGCAAGGCCAUGGACAGCAACAACUUCAUGAAGCUGCCUGGCCACUCUGCCCUGCCCCUCAAGCUGAUGUCCAAGGGUUGUGCGCUGGUGAUCGAGAAUGGAGCAGCAAAUCAGGGCAAUGCUGAUGGCGCAGCAGAUGCUGCUGAGACCCACAAACAAGCUGCAGAGCAGACUGCGAAGCCUUCACACAGGCAGCACAAGUCCCAAAAGGCAGCGGCCAAGGCAAAGCUGAGAGCCGCCCUAAAGGAGCAUGUCAGCUGGGAGCCGGCUGAGGCCGGGCGCAUGAUCCGCUUCACAGAUCAGCUGGAUGCGUUCUCUGGCGUCUCUGCAACUCAGAUCAGCGCAUGUUCUGUGGCGGACAAGAUCGCCUCUUCAGGCAUACCUCUGGCCCUCAUGUCCGGGUGGAUGGACCAGACCGCCUUCUCCAGCAUCCACGCCUUCUACCACACUGCAAAGGCUCCCGGCAGCGAGUUGGUGAUCGGCCCCUGGUCCCACAGCGGCUUCCUGGACAACCGAGUGGGCCACGGCGUCACCGGCUGCCGCUCCAAGUUCAACCACCUGACCCACAUCCUCGCCUUCUUCGACCGCUGCUGUGGCCGCUCCUCGCCCCCGGAGACCGUGGCCGCCCUCGCCAACGCUGAAGCCUCCAACGAAAGCACCGACGGCACAGGGGAGACCGGCGCUGUGGCUGCGGUGUCAGCGGCAGUGAAUGGGCAGCCGAAUGCACUCGCGCCUGCCAAUGGCGCCAGUGCUGCAGCGUCUAAGGCAGUGCUGAAGACUGCAGGCGCCCUGGAAGGCGCAGCAGCCGGAGGUAGUAAGGCGAGGGAUGACGAAAGCAGCAGUGCAAGCAGCGGCAAUUCUGGAUCCAGGAGUGCUUCAGAGCAGGCAGAGGCUAGCAAUGGAGCCAUCAGCACGUCAUCGGAUGCAGCGGACGACUCAUCUCCGGUGCAUUAUUACGUGAUGGGGCCGAGCCCUCGGUGGCAGAGCGCCCCCAGCUGGCCGCCGCCAAAUUUGGCGCCAGAGCCACUGAAGCUUCUACUGGGUGUGCAUGAAAGGGGCAGUGAUACUAGCCAAGGCAACACUGGAGCACCAGUGGAGGUGGCUGAGGGGGUGAAGGGUGUGUUGAGCGAGGGAGCGGCAAUGACUGAAACCCGGCGCUGGCAGCACAAGGGCUUCACAAGGUAUGACGCAAUGAUAAGGCUGACGCGGCCGAUCCGCUACACGCAUCUGCGCUCGUGCGGCCACCUGACAUUCGUGGGGGCACCCCUGUCAGCAGACCUGGUCGUUAUUGGGCCCCCCGAGGUGGCCCUCUGGGUGACGUCCAGCGACAGCGACGCCGACCUCUUUGUGUACCUGGAAGACGAAGAUCCUGUGACCGGCAAGGCCAGGUAUGUGACGGAGGGAACGUUCAGGGCGAGCCACAGGGCGGAGUGCAGCGCGGAGGGGACGCCGCGAGAAGCUGCGCACAUCGAGGGAGCACCCUUCCACAGCUUCCUGGCAGCCGCCGCGCAGCCGCUACCGGCCGGGGAAGCUGCGCGCGUCCGCUUCCAGCUCAUGCCCACCGCCUACCGCUUUGCCAAGGGUCACCGCGUGCGCCUGGCCAUCUCUGGAGCAGACUCAAAGCACUUCCAUGUCGACCACAAGGGGUCGCGCACAAUCUGGAUCCACACCGGAGGCAGCACAGAAUCCUGCCUGCACCUGCCCCAUGCAGCCACGUAG
Messenger RNA from Coccomyxa subellipsoidea C-169, 2530 nucleotides. RefSeq names its product CocE/NonD hydrolase. The transcript has 16 exons. The coding region runs from base 140 to 2530 and encodes 796 amino acids. NCBI's taxonomy places the organism in Eukaryota, Viridiplantae, Chlorophyta, Trebouxiophyceae, Coccomyxaceae. The record is from RefSeq and is a predicted model, not a curated record. Gene Ontology annotation, molecular function: dipeptidyl-peptidase activity.